Dermatophagoides pteronyssinus (European house dust mite) is the source of this 1269-nucleotide messenger RNA. RefSeq names its product phosphoribosyl pyrophosphate synthase-associated protein 2-like. The record is from RefSeq and is a predicted model, not a curated record. Gene Ontology annotation, biological process: 5-phosphoribose 1-diphosphate biosynthetic process; purine nucleotide biosynthetic process. NCBI's taxonomy places the organism in Eukaryota, Metazoa, Arthropoda, Arachnida, Sarcoptiformes, Pyroglyphidae. Gene Ontology annotation, cellular component: ribose phosphate diphosphokinase complex; cytoplasm. Gene Ontology annotation, molecular function: ribose phosphate diphosphokinase activity; magnesium ion binding; ATP binding.
UUCGUUCGUUCGUAUGAUGAUCAUCAUCAUUUAGUACAAUCAUCGUUUGAUGCAAGGUGACUUUUCUUUUCUCUUCACCAAACGCGAUUCAAAACUUUUUUUCUUAAUUUGUUUGCUGAAGUAAAAUAAAAAUGGGUCCACCUUUAGGUGAAAUUGUUAUAUUGGCCGGUAAUACACAUCCAUAUUUAGCGGAUGAAAUAUGUCAACGUCUGGAUGUUCGUCGUAUGGAAGUUAAUCUUUAUCAUGCUGGAAAUCGUGAAACAAUGUUGCAAAUAACAUCAUCAGUUCGUUUUAAAGAUUGUUAUAUAAUACAAACAGCAACCGAUACAAAUUGUAAUGAUGCUAUUAUGGAAUUAUUGUUGAUGGGUUAUACAUGUCAUACAUCAGCUGCAAAACAUUUAGUCGGUGUAAUACCAUAUCUGCCAUAUGGUAAACAAGCUCGUCAACGUAAACGUGGUUCAAUACCGGCAAGAUUAUUAGCCAAAAUGAUUUGCCGUGCAGGUUUUCGUCAUAUCAUUACCGUCGAUUUACAACAUAAAGAGAUUCAAGGAUUUUUCGAUAUACCUGUAGAAAAUCUUCGUGCAUCACCAUUUCUUAUUCAACAUAUACGUGAAACAUUAUUUCAACAACAAAUAAAUCGUUCUGAUGUUGUUAUUAUUGCAAUGCAUACAUCAUCUGUACGUAAAGCAACUGCAUAUGCUGAACGUUUAAAAGUUGAUAUAGCUAUUUUGCAUGGUCAAGAUGAUGAUAAACUUGCGGAUACUGUUGAUGAAAUUGAUGGCCGAUCAUCACCACCACCACCAGUACGUGAAAUUGAAAUCGUUCCCGGUGGUGAUAUAUUACCAGUGUUGACAACAUUUUCCGGUUCUUAUCGUAGUCCAUUAAAAUUAGUCGGGGAUGUUCGUGGAAAAUUAGCCAUAAUGAUUGAAAAUAUUUUGGAUGAUGUUGAACAACCAAUACGGGCUGCAAAUUUUCUGAAACAAGAUGAAGGUGCCCGACAAGUUCAUCUAGUUGGUACACAUGCCUUAUUGACGCCUGAAGCAGCUGAAAAAUUGAAUGAAUCCGUUAUCGAUGAAAUUGUUGUUACAAAUACAAUUCCACAUGAAAUUCAAUCAAUGAAAUGUCCAAAAAUGAAAACAAUCGAUAUUUCCAUACUAUUAACCGAAGCAAUUCGUCGUAUGCAUAAUAAUGAAUCAUUAUCAUAUCUAUUUGCUGAUGUUAGUCAUGAAGAUUAAAUGAUGGUGGUGGUGGUGGAAAUUGAAAAAAAAA